Xenopus tropicalis (tropical clawed frog) is the source of this 5467-nucleotide messenger RNA. It is a transcript of the gene rabep1, whose product is annotated as rabaptin, RAB GTPase binding effector protein 1. Gene Ontology annotation, biological process: signal transduction; endocytosis. NCBI's taxonomy places the organism in Eukaryota, Metazoa, Chordata, Amphibia, Anura, Pipidae. Bases 204 to 2780 code for a protein of 858 amino acids. Gene Ontology annotation, cellular component: early endosome; cytoplasmic vesicle; recycling endosome. The record is from RefSeq and is a predicted model, not a curated record. The transcript is spliced from 19 exons. Gene Ontology annotation, molecular function: growth factor activity; GTPase activator activity.
CAACUUCCACUCAAGCGCUACUAUACGCGUAUGCCUUUAACCAACAUGGCAACUUGCUAGCAUUGCCCUUUCAGCGUUUGACGUUCUAUACGGUCACCACGUGACUUGUCGCGCUGUCAGGAUGACGCUGUGCUGUAUGAUGCUGAGGCCGCGCUCCGUAUAUUCCUGUGUCGGACACUGAGUGAGACCGGCCCCUGGUCGGGAUGGCGGAGUAUGGGAAUGUGGUUCGACCGGACGUAGCUGCCCUCCAGCAACGAGUUCAAGAGUUGGAAAGGGACAAUGCUGAAUUUCAUCGGACCAAGCAAUUACUUGAGCUGGAAUUUAACCAGAAGAGGGCCAAAUUUAAAGAGUUGUAUCUGGCAAAAGAAGAGGACCUGAAACGUCAGCAAGCUGUAAUACAAGUAGCCCAAGAGGAGAUUGUUCAGCUGAACGUACACCUAUCACAAGCUCGAGCAGAAAUGGAGAACAUUAAGGCCGUAGCUACUGUGUCUGAGAACACCAAGCAGGAAGCCAUAGAUGAAGUAAAAAAACAGUGGCAGGAAGAAGUCGCUUCACUUCAAGCUAUCAUGAAAGACACUGUGCGUGAAUAUGAAAUUCAGUUCCAUCACAGGCUGGAACAGGAGCGAGCUCAGUGGGGUCAAUACCGAGAGUCUGUGGAGAGAGAGAUUGCUGAGCUAAGGCGGAGGCUUUCUGAAGGUCAGCAAGAAGAAAAUCUGGAGAGUGAUAUGAAAAAGGCACAAGAAGAUGCAGAAAAGCUUCGCUCUGUAGUGAUGCCCAUGGAAAAAGAGAUUGGGACUUUAAAAGAAAAGUUGACAGAAGCUGAAGAAAAGAUAAAGGAGCUAGAGGCAUCAAAGAUGAAAGAGCUGAACCAUUAUCUUGAGGCAGAAAAGUCUUGCAGAACUGACUUAGAAAUGUAUGUAGCCGUCCUAAAUACUCAAAAAUCUGUGCUCCAAGAGGAUGCCGAAAAACUGAGGAAAGAACUACAUGAAGUUUGCCAUCUUCUGGAACAGGAGAGACAGCAACACAACCAGCUAAAACACACCUGGCAAAAAGCAAAUGACCAGUUUCUGGAAUCCCAACGGUUAAUGAUGCAGGACAUGAAGCGCAUGGAGUCUGUGCUCACUACUGAGCAGCUUCGGCAAGUAGAAGAAAGCAAAAAGAAAGACCAGGAAGAGGAGCAAAGAACCAGAAAAAGAAAAGAGAAAGAGACAGUGCAAAAAGAAGAAGAAUACACAAAAGUUAUCCUGGAGGAAUCAGUUUCAAAUCUAAAGCAAGAGGAACAGAUAAACAGUUUACAUGGCUCAAUACAUUCAUUAGAUACAGACAUUAUGUUACACGAAGGGGAUUCUUUUAAUAAACAAGAGGACUUGUUUAAAGAUGGACUUCGAAGAGCUCAGUCUAGCGACAGCUUGGGGGCUUCUGGACCAAUGCAAACGAAAACACUGGGCCACAACAACAAAGCGAAAUCUGCUGGAAAUCUCGACGAGUCUGAUUUUGGACCAUUAGUUGGAGCAGAUUCUGUUUCUGAAAACUUUGACACAUCUUCCCUUGGUUCUUUGCACAUGCCAAGCGGAUUUAUGUUAACCAAAGAUCAAGAAAAAGCAAUCAAGGCAAUGACUCCUGAACAAGAAGAAACAGCAUCUCUGCUCUCAAGUGUCACACAGACCCUGGAAUGCACAUAUGUUCCUCCAUCUGGUUAUCGUCUCGUUAGUGAAACAGAAUGGAACCUACUUCAGAAGGAGGUCCAAACAGCUGGAAAUAAGCUGGGAAGGCGCUGUGAUAUGUGCUCAAACUAUGAAAAGCAGCUGCAGGGGAUCCAGACUCAGGAGGCAGAGAUCAGAGACCAAGUUAAAAAACUGCAGUCUAUGCUCCGACAAGUGAACGACCAACUGGAAAAAACCCUGAAAGACAAGAAGGAUCUAGAGGAUUAUAUGAAGCAAAAUACAGAGGAAACCAGUACUCAGAUAUCAACACUUACCAUUCGAACUAACCAGUCUGAAACUCUGUUAGCUGACUUACAACAAGCCUUCACACAGGCAAAGCGGAAUAUUCAAGACCAAAUGGCUGUGCUAAUGCAUUCUCGUGAGCAAGUCUCUGAGGAGCUCCUAAGACUACAGAGAGACAAUGAGAGCCUACAAGGAAAGCACAGCUUGCAUGUGUCCCUGCAACAAGCAGAGAAUUUCAGCCUCCCUGAAACCAGUGAGGAGCUUCAGAACCUCGUUUUGAAAUAUCGUGAGGAUAUUAUUAGUGUCCGGACUGCAGCAGACCACCUUGAGGAGAAACUGAAGGCAGAAAUCCUUUUCCUGAAAGAACAAAUUCAGGCCGAGCAGUGUCAGAAGGAGAACAUUGAAGAAACUCUACAAAUUGAAAUAGAGAAUUGCAAAGAAGAGAUAGACAUCUUAGAAGCUUCUACAUCAAGCUUAAAACUUGAAUUGGACAGAGUGAAAGCAGAGAGAGAGCAGUUAGAGGCCAGCCUGCAAGAAAAGACCCGGGCGCUACAGAACCUACAGACUCUAAAGGACUCCUUGGAAGAUCAACUGAAAAAAGAGACUGGAGGCAAGGCAAGUCUUGAGCAGUUGGUGUUUGAAGAGAAAAACAAGGCCCAGCGACUACAAACUGAGCUAGACGUCAGUGAGCAAGUGCAGAGGGACUUUGUAAAGUUGUCACAAACUCUACAGGUCCAGCUGGAGCGAAUUAGACAGACGGACUCAUUGGAGGCAAUCCGUGCUAUCCUGAACGACACAAAACUGACUGAUAUAAAUCAGCUGCCGGAGACAUGACCCCUCUUCUUCUUUUAAGGACUUGAGGCUCUAACUGAGUUUUUUUUUUUACUAAAAAGAAAAAAACUCAUCUUUCUAGUAACAUUAAUUAUUAUUUAACUCUUUUCUCAAGGCAGAGAAUGAUACAAAUGUGAAUGAAAUGGUGACUGGCAACAGCCUGAAAGGCAAAUCAGGAGAGAAAGCAAAGGAUGAAUUUCUAUUGUUCGGAACACUAAUGAAACCCAACAUCACUGUGUCUGGAUAAAUGGAGAUGUUUCUCCCAUACAAAACCUGUGUAUCUGGUCUUUAUUUCUCUUUUCUGAUAGACACUUAUUAAAUGCAAUCAUCCCUACAAAUUACAGCAGCUCUAGGGGCCUUCUGUGACUGAUUAAUGAUUUGUGAUUCUUGCCAGCCCUUCAUGGGGAUCAUUUACUGCAAAUUGCUUACUUUCCAACGUUAUUUCCCAUGGGGAAAAGAGCCCAGCUUGUCCAUAGUUGAGCUGAAUUUGCUGGGCAGUAGCACACAGGAAUUUGUUGACAAAAUGGAGUCUCUGUUCUGUUUGGCUUAAUUAGUAACAAAUGAACAGAUCCCUGAAUCCUGCUGUAGUCAAACGCUCAUUAAACUGUGCUUUUAUCAAUAACACCUCCUAAUCUGCUUGCUUUCAAUAACUGCGGGUCAGCUGUCGGCUUGUUCCCAACCCUGAAGCUUGUGUGUGAGUAUGGAUAACAACCACGUCAGCCUCCAACAUCCAGAACUGAGGUUUGUUAGCUUGUAAAUCAGAGGGACUUCUUUGUGUCAGACCAAGGUGCAGUACAACUAAACAUAUUUAUAACCAGAGAGACAAAAGAUCAUAGACGAUAAACAAUAGUUUUGUUUAAAAGCAGCUAACUAAUGGUGGCCCUAAUCAGGCUUGGGCUGCUGUAAGAUGCCAUAGCGUUAGUCAAUAUUUAUUGGGCCUGAGACUUAAAUCCCAGUCCAGACCUGGUGGCCAUUGUAUGAAUGCAUUUAGUAUCACACUGUAUAGAAACAAAAUCAUUGGACUAGAAAAAGAAUUUCUGCAAAUUCCUAACUAUUUUUUAACCUGGCUAUACUUACUAUAGCGCAUCAUGGGGCUGAUUUACAAACAGCUGCUAAAUGGCACAAGUGCAGAUGCCAGUUGUAACCAAUCAGCAUUUAGUUUUGAACAGUGUACUACAAGCUGGAAACGUGUUUCUAUAUCAGCCCCCCCUGUGAAUAUUCCACUGUGCAAUGUUUUAUGCAGCAGGGCAUGUGGCUACCGAUCAUGUAUCAAACUACAGCAGUAUUUUUAAACAAUUCCUUUUGAACAUUAUAAUUUCUUCUAUUUACAUGUAAUUAACUAUUAGGUGUGGGUGCACUUUCUAUUUAUAUAGUUCCAAGACUCCCAAUUCUCCCCCCGUAGAACAGCUAACCUAAACAUUUGUAAGCCUCAAAGAGUUUUUCUAGGCAUGAUGCUCAUUUACUUCAUUAUAAUGUAACCAUAACCUUAGAGAGAGAUGAAUAUUUAUUAUGUGAUGGAGAAUACUUGGAAUCAUUAUGCUUGUUGGAAUAUGCUAGGUACUUUUAAGGGGAUUGCACAUGUACUGCUCUUGCCUAGAAUAUCAUUCAUGUGAUUGCAAAGCUGACUAACACAGCAAGAUCUGAGUGCUGGGGCAUUUCAGGCUAAACUGAUAGCUUGCCCCUGUCCCCUCCCACCAUAAAAUGGACCUAUACGGACUGAUGGAGAGAGUACUGCAUGAACAGGCCAAUGUUCUUGGCUUAAAGAGCUUUUGAAACCACCUCUAUUGACUUACUGGGCCAUUUAUGGCAAUAAGCAGUUAGUCACCAGCUCUGCUUGGAGAGGCCAAUUUGACAGCUAAAAUUGAAUAACAUGGAAAGCUUAGCAAACUUGCUUUUUUAAGCAUUGCCAUGCACUAUGAAACAUUGAUAAUAUACAGUCUGUAACACAAAAUAUACAAGAAAUGGAUUUUAUACAAAUUGUGUAAGUUACAUUUGCAUGUACAGCUAAAAUGGUAUCUAGUGCAAGGACCUGGAUCAAUGACAAGUGCUAAACACUAGCACGUUUGCCUCCUUGCUGCACAGAUUUAAGUCAUGCUAAACAUUACCCCUAUUUCUUUCUACCCUUAAUGCUUCUGGGACUUUAACAACUGUAUUAUCUUUUAUGUAGCACAUUACUAUGUAUAAAUCAUUAAUCAGACUAAUAUACAGAAUGAAAGAAAUCAAGUUUCAUUAAGUGUUUCUUUCAGGUGAUGGAGGGGUCUGGAUUAAACCAUAGCUUUAUUAAUGUCCACCCCCUCUCACAGAGUGAAAUGGUAUCAUCUUAUACUGUGUUAAACAAGUGUUUUACAGCAUGUUUGCUAACCUGUUUUAUUGACUUCUACCAAUAAAUGACAACUACUAUAGUAAGAGCAUCAGUUUUCCAAUGACAUAAUGUGGUAUGCUCUUUCCUGUUAGUCAGAACAUUCUCAUUUAAAGCUAGAUAAAGUCAGAUUUUAUCAAAAAAAACACCAGAACUUACACAAACUGAAAGGGUAUACCAUCUUCCAGCAACUGAAGCCAUUGAUGUUCUGUGUGAAUGUGAGUAUUGGGUUCUGUUAGUCAGAAUUCUAAUAUAAUCCUUUGUAAACUGUACUGAAGAUGUGUCUGUAAAGAAAGUGUUGAUGAUUAAAAAAAAGCUGCUGAUGAGUCUA